Molecule: messenger RNA, 1930 nt
Organism: Temnothorax curvispinosus
Lineage: Eukaryota; Metazoa; Arthropoda; Insecta; Hymenoptera; Formicidae
Exons: 2
Coding region: 343-1677 (444 amino acids)
Source: RefSeq, a predicted model, not a curated record
GCGGUAGCUUUCUGACACAUAUACAUACAUAUAAGUUUCUCUCUGGUUGUGUAUUGCAGUUAGGUUAAUCGUUAAAAAAUAAAUUAUAGGAAUCUAUCUAAAGUAUCAUAAUAAUCUCAGUAUCUCAAAUAAUCUUGACUUAUGUUUAUAUCGAAGAUCGAAACAUUUGGCGUUGAGUCAAAUUGGACAAUUGAUUAUGAACUUUCAUUAAGGUUAUGAAAGGUUUAUUUGGCGAGAAAUAACACGUACUUGCAGCUACAAAUGAUGAGAUACAAACAGAGGAACGUUCGAGGAUUACGAAGUGUAUUGUACAUAAGGAAUUUAUCUUAGAGACUACGUUACAUGAAGAUAAUCAUCGACAAUAUGAGAAAAUAUUAUCAAGCUGCUUUAGCUGUUACAGCGGUAGUGAGUCUCGUAUCUCUGCUCGUCUAUAGACACGAAUAUAACAAGCUCAGGUAUGUCUUAGAGGUAUUUAAUUACUUUGGGAAGCCUGGGCCACGAAGAGCGGAUGCGAAUUGUACGAACUUUAGUACAAGCUUCACCGUAUUCAACGCAAAAUUUGACGAACCGAUUCCCUCUUGGCAACACCUGGAAGAUGAUCUGUAUGUAUAUUCCGCGUACGGCAUCAAUGACAAAGAAAUACGAGCGGUUGGGCUUGGAACUGUGAACAGCGUCUCAAAUAUCCAAUGUCUCGUCUUCUUCGAGAAUGAGAAUAAACCUAUAUUGGGGAGUUUCAAAUUUAUUCCCAUUGGUAACGCGGUAGUUUCAAGUCUGGGAGAAAAUUCACGAUACGGAGGAUAUCAUUUUGUUUGUGCGUACACCAGCGACGAGACUCCCACUGGAAUAACAUUUGUCACAAAGUCAAACAAGUAUCUGAAUUAUGCGCCUAUUUUUCCCAUAAAAAUCCAACCGCGGAGCUUGAGCCACAGCAGGAUAGGAAUGUGCGUGACGCAAUCGUCGAUGAAGCCAACAAAGUCGAUAGACAUGAUAGGCUUUAUCAGCUUCCACGCGCUGAUCGGAAUGGAUAAUUUCAUCGUAUAUGAUUCCGGAAUUUCAAGCGAAUUUAACAGCAGACUAAAAGAAAUGGCGAACGAUCCAACUUCUUUUUGGAAAUUUACGUACACCGUUAUACCGUGGAAUUUCCCUUUCAUGGAGAUCGAUCAAAAUGUGAUAAGAGAAAUCAUCGAGACAGAUUGUUUAUAUCGUACAUAUAAUAAUGCCGCUUACGCCGUUACUCUCUCCUGGAAUGAGUAUGUAAAUUUAAAGUACCAUCACGCAACGAUUGAUCUGUUGGCGGAUUUCAAGCAAACCAAAUUCAGAGCCGAUCGCUACAAGCUGAAAAUUAUGACUUUUUGCACGCAACAAGCUGACAAUAAACCAUAUGCCAAUUCUACACUGACGAUAUUGAAGAAGACGAAGACCAACAUGAAUAUUCUGGAGGAUCAUUCUGUUUAUAUACACAAGCCACACGUAACAUUACAGAAUUCUCGCGUGUACGUCAAAGAAAUAGGAAAUGAUUUGAUCGCUGUGAAUCAAUAUAAGUAUUGUAAUAAUUAUAAAGAGAAACGAGAAGUAGAAGAUCUCACAAUUUUGAGAUUUGCCCAGGAUAUACAAAACUCGUCGAUUCUUAGGAAAUAUCUUGGACUUUACAAUAUGCUUGAUGCAAAUAUAAAGUGAUAUUAGAGUUUUGCGUGACUAAUCAAAUUAGUUAAUAUUCGCACAAGCUUGGAUAAUGCUCCAUUUGCAUACCAUUUUAUUCAUAUAUAUAGAUAUUUCAUAAUUAUAUGCAGUCUUUCAUACUAGGUGCCUUAAUCGUCACGUCAUAGUUAUAUACAACUAGUCAUGACAUGAUCAGCUAUUUUAAUAUUUUGUAUACAUCUCGAAUUUUGAACUUAAGCAAUAAUAAAGCAUUCUUACUUGUUACUUUCAA